AUGCCGCGCGCCGAGGUAGGAUCCACCAAGUACAUCGCCAACCAGAUGAAGGCAAAGGGCCUACAGCGAUUGCGAUGGUACUGUCAAGCAUGCCAGCGCCAAAUGCGCGACGAGAACGGCUUCAAAUGCCAUGUCGCGUCCGAGUCGCACGUCCGGCAGAUGCAGCUCAUCGGCGAAGAUCCCCGAAAAGCGAUCCGCGACUUCUCCAACCAAUUCCUCAAAGACUUCAUCCAACUACUGCGGACGGGCCACGGCGAGAAGAAGGUCAACGUCAACCACUUCUACCAAGAGUAUAUCUCGAACAAGGAACACAUCCACAUGAACGCCACCCGGUGGAACAGCUUGACCGAGUUUGCCAAGUAUCUAGGCAGAGAAGGCAUAUGCCGGGUGGAUGAGGAUGAGAAGAACGAAGCCCGCGGCGGCGCGAGCGCCCUGAUGAUCAGUUGGAUCGACAAUAGCCCCGAAGCGCUGCGGCGGCAAGAGGCCAUCCGGAAGAAGGAGAGACAAGACCGCGGUGAUGAGGAGCGUGAGCAGCGGAUGAUCCAGGAACAGAUCCGCAAGGCGAAGGGCCAGAGUCGGGUUGCUGAAGAUGACGCGGAUGACGACGAGGUACCCGAUGACCAAGCACAGGCCGAGGGCGAAAACCAAGGCAUCAAGCGAAAGGACGGAGAGAAGAUCGUCCUCAACUUUGGAGCGAAGAAGGUAACGCCUGGAGUCGGCCCGACCACGUCGCCGACGCCUCCUCUUUCUGAGAAAGAUGACGAACCCCCUUCCGAGAAGGGAGAGGAGAAGCAGCGCAAGGGCGAGGACACUACAGCACCUUCACCCACUCUGACCCCAUCAGCCACCACACCUCCCGACACGGCAGACACUCUGUCAACACAACCUCCCGCCAAACAACCAUCCAUAUCAAUGUCCUUCGGUUCCACGGCAAGCAAACCCAAAAACGUCUUCGCCGCAGCGUCCAAGAAGAAUCCACUGAAUGGCGCCGCGAAGAAACCCGGCCCGCUGACGGCGCAAAGACCAAUGAGCGAGGCCGAGCGCAUCAUGAAGGAAGAACUCGAGCGCAAACGCCAGCGCGAAACGAAUGGUUUCAAGGGAGGGAACGUCGUCUUCAAGAAGCAGCGGGUUUCGUAG
Molecule: messenger RNA, 1137 nt
Organism: Cladophialophora carrionii CBS 160.54
Lineage: Eukaryota; Fungi; Ascomycota; Eurotiomycetes; Chaetothyriales; Herpotrichiellaceae
Exons: 1
Coding region: 1-1137 (378 amino acids)
Biological process (GO): DNA replication; DNA damage response
Cellular component (GO): nucleus
Molecular function (GO): double-stranded DNA binding
Source: RefSeq, a predicted model, not a curated record